AUGCUAGCCAAAAAGCGCGACCUCAAAAACUGGAUACAGCGCGCGUCCUCAGAACCGCACCAGGAUCCUUACGACUCGGACGACGACCUCGCUCCUGCAAAGAUGAGCGUCUCGGGCGACGAUGAACUCGGUCACAUCGACCCUCUCGUCGACUGGUCUGCAUUCGCACAGGCUGCUCAGCUCCAUCUCAACUCUACCAGCACUCGUCAGCGCAUCCAAUUCCUGCAACGGCAUGCUGCCAAAGCGGCUGAGCUUCAAGAGCUCCAGCCUGUACAGAGAGCAGAGCUUCUCACCAUCCUACUCCGAACCUACUCUAAAUACGUUGACCGCGAAUCCCGACUCGCUUCUCUAAGCGUCUUUUCCAAGCUCAUCUCUGUAGACCAAGCGACAGCUCCAUCAGACUCGGACCCGCCCGUUGCCAAACAUGCCCUCGCGUGGCUCAAGAGGGAGGCAGACCGCAUCUGCAAACCUUCGGCCACUGGUUCCUCCACCACUUCGCUUCCCACCAUCACAGCGCUUCAUGCCUACGUCUGCGCCCUCUACUCGACACUGUGCGCUCAAGAGCCCAAAUCGCAACCAUCGUCCACAUGGGAACCGCUCGUGCAUCUCCUUGCAACCACCUACGAUGCUCUCCUUGCCGACUCAACGGGUCGCGACAGUGUCCGGAAGAACGCCAUCACGCUCACUCGCCGCACCUUGCGCAACGCACACGCGUUCCUCCCUCAGCUCAUCCACACACUGUGUGCUGCUGCUACUCCAGCGACUGCCCUGCGCUCCGCGGCACUCCUUGGCGAGGCGGUGGGAGUCUGCGUCAGGCUGCGUGCAGGAUCCGAACAGGUCAAAGGUGCGCCAGACGGUGUUGGUCGUGGUUACGUCCAUCAAGCCAAGAAAGAGAUUCUCGCCUUCUACAGCACUCAUCUUGUAGCUUCCAAGACACCUGUUUCUCCACACUCGCUGCGUGCUUUCGACGACUUCAUUGCAGAGCAAGUCUCGGAGCAGGACUUGACUUCCACAUUGCGACCGCAGCUCGAAAAGAUGCUCCUUCGUUCGCCCGAGGUGGCCCUCCCUAUUGCGACAAGGCUCUUCACCGUUGUCAACGUCGAUGUUGCCCCGCAUGCCAAGACCUUACUCACCCCUGUCAUCUCCGCCUCUCGAUCAUCCAAUGCUGCUACCAGGACCAAAGCCGCCGACUUUUUCUCCGCUCUUUCCACCCGCAUUCGCGACGACGAUGCUGCCAAAGCUACCGUUGUCGACGAGCUCCUCGCCAUCCUCAAGGGUGGAAAGGCAGCUACUCCAGAGGCCAGAACAUCCAUCUAUCUCAUGCUCUCCUCUCUUGCGCCCGGGCAAGCCUCAAAGAGCUCCGCCGUCGUCGAACUCGUCGCCUCGCUCCUCGCAAAGGAGGCCCAGGAGGCUUCCAUGCAUGCUGCCGUCUCUUGCAUCGCCCACCACCUUCAAUGGCUGCUCGCUCACGCCGACACUGCGCCGGCUGCAUCGGUCUCCACAGCCCUCGCCAAGGAGAUGCAAAACUCCAAGGUGCCUAUUAGGAAAGCCGUCUGCUUGGCUGUCGGCGAUCUCUUCUGGUCCAUGGCAGACACACAGGCAGCCACAUCCGCCACUCGUGCCUUUGCAGAGUCGCUCCUCCCCGGCUUUGAGGCGAAUCUCAAGAAUGCUUCCACCAAUCCGCUCACCGCGCCUGGUGGCCCCCUCGAAGGCUACAUCGCCGCUGCAGUUCUAGAAGGCCGACUUGCUACUCUCGGCUCCGACAAGAUCGACGCUGUCAUGCGCCAAAACGCCGCCUUGGAGUCCAUCCUCGUGGUCAACCCCAAGCCAUCCUUCCUCCUCGCCGACAAGGUCUUCCGCAAAAUUGCCGCACCGGAGGAGGAAAUCUGGCUCUCGCGUGCCUUGCAAGCUAUCAUCGCUCGCCGCGCCAACACCUUGGCUACCGACAAGGCUGUACAGAUUCAGGUUGCCCUGGCGCUCAUCCACGUCCUCUUCCACGCUACAGGGCGCGACUCGAAGCGCUCGGUGCUUGCCUUGGUCCAGCAACUUGCUCAAGUCCAGCCUCUCCUCACCCAUGACAUCAUCACGUCCGGCAUCUCCGCCUUCAUCCAACAGCCUCAAGUGACUGCCACUUCAUCUGCCGCCGCUUCGGCUUCAAAGCCCAACGGUGCUUCCACAUCGGCAACCUCCAGUGCUGCCAGUGCUACUGCGGCGGCCGCCUCUGCGGAUUCUGAAGAUGCAAAACCCUCUGCCGAGACUCGUGCACGCGAUCUGCGCCGUCUCUUGUCCUCUGCGUCCACCUUCUCCGAAGACCUCGAUCGCGAAGCCAGGCAAAAAGCUCUCAUCGAUACGCUCGUCCUCUCCCAUCACGCUGAUCUGCUCGACCGCGGCACCUCCUGCUUCAUGGACCUUACCUUCAAGGCCAAGAUCCUUCCCAUCGACUUGAUCACCUCGAAGCAACAGGACCUCAUCUCGGUUGUGCGCGCUGCCAUCGACGAUGCAAGCAUGCGCGAAGCAGGCUUUGCCGCCCUCACCACGCUCGUGCGCUUGGCACCCGACUCUGUCAUGGCUGAGCUCGUCUCGCAAAUCGAGACGGAUGCUCCGUUUGACGAUCUUCGGGCGCUCACACACGACGAUCUUGGCAUGUGGCGUACGGAGCCAGGCACAUUGUACGUCGACGUUCUCUCGAACAACAAGGAAGAUGCGAUCGACAAGAACAACAAGAAUGCAAAGAUGGAGCAGUGGGAGGCAGAGCUCCGUGCCGACCUCGCCAAGAAGAAGGCGGCACAGAACAAGACGCUCACCAAGGAGCAGAAGGCGGCCGUCGACACUCAGUCCAAGAUCGAGGCGCAGGCACGCGCCAAGGUCGACGAAAUCCGUCCCAGAUACGUGCGUUUGCUUCGCUUCGUCUCCAGUAUCGUUGGCGCGCGCACCGAGGAGAUCGAAGGCUACAUGCAGACGCUCGUCGGCUUUGUCCUCGAGACGUUCGAGAUCUCUCAGGCCCGCUUUCUCUUCGAAAAGGAGGCCAAAGAUGCCUUCUGGGCCCUCUCCAGCUGUUGCUCCAUCCGCUUGGAGGCGUAUGCCAUGUUUGUCGGCGUCGCCUUGCUGCGAUCUAUCGACGAGCAGCUCGUCCAGGAGGAUUUCAGAGCCGAGCCCAUCAACGAGCUCGUCCUUCGAAUUCUCUACCGCCUGCGCUCCUUGUCCGAACAAUCGCCUCUGGAUGCUGGCACCGUCGCAUUCAUCGACCCACUCAUAGUGCGCAUCGUACGUGCCGGCGGCUUCGGCGUUGAUCCUGAGGACACCGAUUCGGUGCUCGAGCAGAUCCAGCUCUCGCUCGAUUUUAUCGACUUCCAUGGCUCCGCUUGCGAGGACAUGCGCUAUCCUCGCGCGUCCUUCAUAGACAGCCUUGUCACCAUCGUCGCCAAGCACACCCAGAUCUCCAAGGAUGCCGUCUCGGCGCUGCGUGACAUUGGUGAAGCGCUCAGAACGACGGCGCUCCCCGCCGAGAUCCAAAAGCUGCUCUCCAACACCAUGGUCGACGAAGUCUACGUCCGCAAUGGCUGUCUUCAGGCAAUUCAGCCGCUCGACCUCACCGACCUCGACUUCCCUGUUGAGCUCUGGCUUGCCUGCCAUGACGAGGACGAGGAAAACGCACGACUCGCCGAAAAGGCGUGGGAGGAGAACGGUCUCGAUGUGCCCGAGUCCUUUGCCGAUCCGCUCAUCGCACUACUUGAGCACAAGAACAUCUACGCCCGCGACAGCUCGGCUCGAGCGCUGGCUGCUGCCACCGAACAGCACCCAGAGCAGGUAACCACUGUUGUCACUAAGCUUUGCCAGCUGUACAAGAAAAGGAACAAGGUGCUCGCGCCCGAGUACGACCGUUUCGGCAUGGUGAUCGAGUCGACCAAGAAUCGACAGGAUCCUUGGCAGACGCGAGCAGCUGUUGCUGUUGCACUUCGUCACCAAGCACCUUACCUCCAAGGUUCCGACGUGCCGUCCUUCUUCGAGUUCAUGAUCGACGACCAAGCGCUCGGAGACCGCAGCGAGGAGGUGCGUCCUAAGAUGCUCGAGGCUGCCACCACCGUAAUCGACCUUCACGGCAAGGAGCAUCUCUCCAAGCUGAUCGCCAUGUUUGAAGCCUUCUUCAGCAACUCAGCAGGAUCCACCGCCGACGACGGCAUCACCGAGGCUGUUGUCAUUCUGCUUGGUCGAGAAGCUCGCCAUCUCGACCCCAAGGAUCCCCGCGUUAGCAAGGUAGUCGACCGUCUCGUCGAUGCCCUCAAGACGCCCUCGGAGCUCGUGCAGUCUGCGGUUGCUGACUGUCUGCCGCCGCUGGUGCGUGCCAUCAGCAAAGACGUGCCGCGCCUGUUUCAGUCGCUUUUCCGCGAGCUGCUCGAUGGCGCCAAGUAUGCAGGCCGACGUGGGGCAGCGUACGGACUGGCCGGUCUGGUGAUGGGCCGAGGUAUCGGCAGCAUCAAAGAAUUUGACGUCAUGAACAAGCUCGCCGAAGCUUUCGAAGAUGCCAAGAGCCCAACGCGCCGACAGGGUGUCAUGUUUGCGUACGAGACGUUGACCCUGACGCUCAAGAGGCUGUUUGAGCCGUACAUCAUCGGAAUCUUACCACAGAUGCUUGCUGGGUUCGGUGAUGUCUCGAGCGACGUGCGUGAGGCGACGCAGGAUGCGGCCAAGGCCAUUAUGCAAAACGUGUCUGGCCAUUGCGUCAAAAUCAUUCUCCCCACGCUGCUCUCCGGUCUGGACGAGAAGCAAUGGAGGACCAAGAAGGGUGCAAUCGAGCUGCUAGGUGCCAUGGCCUACUGUGCACCCAAGCAGCUCUCGCUCUCGCUGCCGACCGUCAUCCCGCGAUUGAGCGAGGUUCUGACCGACUCGCACACUCAGGUACGCACCGCAGCCAACAAGAGUCUCAAGCAAUUCGGCGAGGUCAUCAACAACCCCGAGAUCAAGCAGCUUGUCCCCGUCCUGCUCAAGGCGCUCAUCGAUCCGAACACCAAGACAGGCGCAGCGCUCAAGGGCGUGCUCGAGACGAGCUUCGUCCACUACAUCGACUCACCAUCUCUUGCGCUCGUCAUCCCCAUCAUCGACCGUGGUCUCAAGGAGCGCAGUGCCACCAUCCAAAAGGAUGCUGCCCGUAUUGUUGGCAAUCUGGCUGGACUUACCGACUCCAAGGACUUUGUGCCGUACCUGGGUAAGCUCAUCCCGAUGGUGCGCUUGGUGCUUAUCUCGCCCGUACCCGAAGCGCGUGCCGUGGCUGCCAAGGCGCUCGGAACGCUCGUCGAGCGUCUCGGAGAAGUGCACUUUGUCGACCUGAUCCCCUCGCUCUUGGGCGUGCUGCGCUCGGAUGCAACCGGAGUUGAUCGCCAGGGUGCCGCGCAGGGUCUCGCCGAAGUGCUGGCAGGUCUCGGCAUGGAGCGCAUGGAGAACCUACUUCCCGAAAUCAUUAACAGCGCCUCGGAUCCCAAGCCUUAUGUUCGAGAAGGUCACAUUUCGCUGCUCAUCUAUCUGCCCGCCACGUUUGGCCAUCGCUUUGCGCCUCACUUGGGUCGCAUCAUUCCUCCCAUCCUCAGCGGUAUCGCCGACGAAGCCGAAACGGUGCGCGAGGCGUCAAUGCGUGCUGGUCGCAUGAUCAUCGCCAAUUACUCGUCCAAGGCGGUGGACCUGCUCCUGCCCCAUCUCGAGACGGGACUCUUCGACGAGGCGUGGCGAAUCCGAAUGUCAUCGUUGCAGCUUACCGCCGAUCUGCUCUUCCGACUUUCGGGCAUCUCGGGCAAGAACGAGGUGGAGGACGAAGGCGUCGACGAGAAUAUGGAGCAGUCGGCGGCCAACAACUCGGUGCAGCGUGCGCUCGUGGAAGCGCUCGGUCAAGAGAGGCGCGACCGCAUCCUCGCUUCGAUCUACAUUGUGCGACAGGACCCCAACAUCCCCGUGCGCCAAGCGGCAAUCCACACGUGGAAAGCGUUGGUGCACAACACGCCGCGCACGGCUCGAGAGGUGCUGCCGACGAUGCUCGACAUCCUUAUCAAGUCACUCGCUUCGAAUGGCGACGAGAACCGAGAGAUGGCGGCCAGGACGUUGGGCGAGCUGGUCAAGAAGCUUGGCGAAAAGAUCUUGCGCGAAACCAUCCCUAUCCUGCGCAUGCGCGGCGCCUCGUCGGAAGACCCCAAGACUCGAUCCGGUGUCUGCUAUGCUGUCACCGAGGUGUUGGCCAACUCGACCAAGACGCAGCUCGAGGACCACGAGGAUGCCAUCAUCGCUGUGGUGCGACAUGCGCUCGUGGACGAAUCGCAGGUAGUGCGACAUGCUGCCGCUCAGGCCUUCGAUGCUACGCAAACCUACAUUGGCCCUCGUGCCAUCGACGAGACCAUUCCGACGCUGCUCGAAGCGCUCUCAGAUACGAGCGGAGGCACUUCCGAGACUGCGCUGGCUGCACUGCGUGAGGUUAUGCGUGCUCGUGCGGACGUGGUAUUCCCUGUGCUGGUGCCGACGCUGAUUGCACAGCCUAUAACUUCAUUCAACGCACGUGCGCUCGCGGUGCUGGUGCGUGUCGCCGGCUCUGCGCUCAACCGGCGCUUGUCCAACAUCCUCACGGCGCUCUCCAAGGCGCUCGACACGGAGAAGGACGAGACGAUCCUUGCCGACUUGCACACCGCCGUCGAGGCUCUGCUUGGCUCGGUGUCGGACGUCGACGGACUGCACCAAACCAUGCUUCUGCUGCUCGGAUGGGCCGGAUCCAACACGUCGCCGCAGCAGCGUGUGGCGGGCUGCAAGUUCUUCAAGGUGUUCUGCCAAGUCAAGAAGGCGUCGGUGGAUGUGUCGGAUUACCUGGUCGACUGGCUGCGCAAGCUUGUUUCGCUGCUUGAUGAUCCGGUGCCGGCUGUGGUGGAUGCCGCAUGGGAGGCUCUGGAUGCCAGCCUCAAGACGGUGAGCAAGGACGAGCUGGAGGGACUGGUAGUGCCCCUUAGACGCAGCCUGGAGAACACCGGCGCCGCCGAUCGCGAGCUGGCGGGUCUGUGUCGACCAAGGGGCGCUUCGCCGCUUGUGCCGGUGUUCCUUGCCGGUCUCAUGAACGGCACUCCGGACCAGAGGCAGAACGGUGCUCUGGGUCUGUCGGACAUUGUGGAGCGUACGUCCGCGGAGGCGAUCAAGCCGUUUGUCACGUCAAUGAUCGGUCCUCUGAUCCGACUGUGUGGCGACCGUCACCCUCCACCGGUCAAGGCUGCCAUCCUGACGAGUCUGGAUACGAUGGUGCGACGCAUACCGGCGCUGGUGCGACCGUUCUACCCGCAGCUGCAGCGAUCAUACCAGAAGGCCGUGUCGGACGCUUCGAGCGCCACGGUGCGCACCAAGGCUGGUGUGGCGCUCGGCAACCUGAUGGGUCUGCAGACGCGUGUCGACCCGGUCAUCGUGGAGCUGGUGCAAGGCGCACGUGCUGGUCUGGGCGAGAGCAGUGGUGCUAACGCAGCUGCUUCUGCAGGUCUGGCGGGAGCCGCAGCCGGUGGUGCGACCGACCCAGCUGACUUGGCCGACUCAUUUGCACUUGCGCUCUCGCACGUCCUCUCGAACGCGCCCGCCAAGAACGUGGGCCAAGCGAGCCGGGACCAGGUGCUGGCGCUGAUCGAUGCCACGUUUGCCUCGCCUGUUCAGAUCAGGGAUGCCUUCCGACAGGGCAUGGCCGAGGUGAUCGGAUCGCUGAUCAAGCUGGACACGAGCAUGGCCGCGAGCGUGCUGAAGAAGCACGUGGUAGGCGGCGGUGGAUCGGCGGAUGUGGCGCUGCAGUCUCAGAGUGUUUUAGCGAGUCUGGAGAAGGACGCGGUGGCAUUGCACGAGCUCGGCUUUGCGGAUGAGCUGGUCAAGGCGGUCAUGUCAUGGAUCAGCCAAGGCUCGGCAAUCUCGCGUCCUGCCAAGGAGUCGCGGGAGCUCAUCCGUGAUUCGGAUGCGUGGAAGGUGGAAGCAAAAGCGGCGGAUUGGAUCUAG
Messenger RNA from Sporisorium graminicola, 7989 nucleotides. RefSeq lists its product as uncharacterized. Gene Ontology annotation, biological process: cellular response to amino acid starvation; regulation of translation. The transcript has a single exon. Bases 1 to 7989 code for a protein of 2662 amino acids. Gene Ontology annotation, molecular function: protein kinase regulator activity. Gene Ontology annotation, cellular component: cytosol. Lineage: Eukaryota; Fungi; Basidiomycota; Ustilaginomycetes; Ustilaginales; Ustilaginaceae. The record is from RefSeq and is a predicted model, not a curated record.